This is a messenger RNA of Cyclopterus lumpus (lumpfish), 5594 nucleotides long. RefSeq names its product CUE domain containing 1b (gene cuedc1b). Bases 516 to 1763 code for a protein of 415 amino acids. NCBI's taxonomy places the organism in Eukaryota, Metazoa, Chordata, Actinopteri, Perciformes, Cyclopteridae. The record is from RefSeq and is a predicted model, not a curated record. Gene Ontology annotation, molecular function: ubiquitin binding. The transcript is spliced from 12 exons.
UCCGGUUGCCAGCUGAAUUUAAUGGCAUAUCUGCUGCUGUGUUGUUGAGGAACGGUCCCCUUCUGGUUCCCAUUAGAAUGCUAGAACCCCGCAACCCCGUUCCGCUGUGGUUCCGCUGCGGUUCCGCUGGACCCCCUGCGCCCCGGUGCUAAUGACUGUGAUGCAGCUAUGUGUGUUACCUGGCAGAAUUUGACUCUCAUCUCUACCUGGUGACAGAGCCGUGGACUUUUAACUUUCUGUCACCACCUGGCUAUAAUACAGCACGCCCUAUGAUAAAGUCAGCCAUGCUGGUUGCAGCUGACUGAGUAGCAUUGGGGGGGAAACUCAACUUUUCUCAACUUUAAAGGACUGCCAUGUCUGUGUUAGAAUGAGAAACUGAGCAGUGGAAAGCAAGUGAGACUGAAGGGGCCCCGAGUGUGUGUGUGUGUGUGUGUGUGUGUGUGUGUGUUGGUAACGGUAAAGAAGAGCCAUCCUUUCAGGCGGUUGGCAGCACCUGAGGCAGCCAGGCCCCGAGCAUGACUAGCCUGUUCAAGCGCAGCAGCAGCAAUGGAGGCUCUGGCAGCAGUGGAAGUGGGCAGGGGCAUCUCAACAACAGCAGGCCCAACCGGCACGUCCGACGCCUGGAAUUCAACCAGGCCAUGGAGGACUUCAAGACCAUGUUCCCCUCUAUGGACUACGAGGUGAUUGAGUGUGUGCUGCGCUCCAACAACGGAGCAGUGGAUGCCACUAUCGACCAGCUGCUCCAGAUGAGCAUUGACGGACAGGGCUCAGAUGACAGCUCAGACUCUGAUGACAGCAUUCCACCAGAGAUUCUGGAGCGAACACUGGAACCUGACAGUUCAGAUGAGGAACCGCCUCCAGUCUACUCCCCACCCACGUAUGACAUGCACAUUUAUGACAGGAAAUACCCAGAAGCCCCACCAACACCCCCACCAAGAUUUGAAGCCCAGCCUCCACCAGGUCACCAGCAGGUCAGAAGUUACCGGAACUGGAACCCUCCUUUACUUGGAAAUCUCCCCGAUGAUUUUCUGCGAAUCCUGCCACAGCAGUUGGAUAGCAUAAAGAAAACACGAACAGUGCUGGUCAACACUGCAUCUGCCAGGUACAUCUGUACAGGAGCUUGUUCACAUGAAUGCCAGCCGAUGCAAAGCUCUCAGAGCAGUCUGUCUCAGCCUUCAUCGUCAUCGACUUCCUCCGUUUCUUCAAUAAGCCAAUGGACAGCCCAGUCUGGUUCUCAGUCCGGAGCUGCUGGUUUGACAGCAGGAGCUACAGAGCAAGACAAGAAACUGAAGCAGUACCUUGAUGACGAGCGCAUCGCUCUGUUCCUGCAGAACGAGGAGUUCAUGAGAGAGCUGCAGCGCAACCGCGAGUUCCUCGUCGCCUUAGAGAGAGAUCGCUUGAAGUAUGAAUCAAAGAAAUCAAAGUCCACUCAUUCAUCCAGUAUGGAGAAUUCCACAGGAGAACAGCACUCUGCAGCUUCAAUGGAGGCAGUCUCAGAUGACGCCCUGUUCAGAGACAAGCUCAAACACAUGGGCAAAUCAACAAGAAAGAAGCUGUUUGAAAUUGCCAGAACAUUCUCAGAAAAGACAAAGCGGAGAAAGUCCAAAAGGAAGCUGCUCCUGAAGCACCAUUCGUUGGGCACAGCCAACUCUACGGCCAAUCUCCUCGACGAUGUAGAGGGAAACCCUUGCGAGGAAGAUGGUCAGCCCAGAAGAGCAAACACUCAGGAAGAAAAUGAGCAACGCAAUGAGCCGAUAUUAUGAUCCUCUUAUGCGGCACCAUAUCAUGGUUACCAUGGCGAAGGCAGCAUGGCUCAUUGGUGGUGGCCUUGCCCUCUUCCUUGUCUCCACCUGCUCACCCCUCCCUAAUCCAAACCAGCCAAUGUAAGGCUCAGCAAUGAGACCCCCUCUUCCCCAGGGAGAGGGACUGGACUGUUCCCAGCACUGACCCAACGGUCUGGAAAUGCAUUUCCUCUGUAUUAUACCACUUUGUUAAUAUAUCAUUUUAAAUGUAAAGGAAAAUACGUAAGUCCUUCCCAGUAUGUGUUAAGUUCCUUUAAUCCCCUGAGUAGUGGUGAUCUUGCCAUAUGAACCUUUUAUUACUUUUCCAGACUGUAUUAUGAUUGGUGCCCCUCAGGCUUGGCGUUUCAGACCCUUUCUAUACACUCAACCAUGUAGAGCUUUUUUUACCAUGUUUUCUUAUCAGAUUGUAAUAUUCUGCUGUUUUUGAAAAUCCGGGUCAUGUAUCUGAAAUUCAGUGUCAGAAUAUUGUGGCCAUUAAAGUUGUGGCUGCCGUCAACACUUGGCCAAUGUGAGCCGUUGAUCAAAAGUUUACGACUUUGGCACGGUGACAACUGUUGUUCAGAAUAUCAGACCAGGGUGACCAUGAGCAAACAUGGGUACCACGUGAAUGAUGACGUAAUGCUUCAGAUGGGUUGCGACAUAACAGCAUAUUGUUGUCAUACCGACAGACUUAUGAAAUAAAUCCAUUCCUUCAGUUGCUUUCCCACACAGCAAUAACAUGACAUUAAUGAGAAUGAGUCUGAGCAUACUACCAUUUUAUAGUGGGAGCAAACCAGCGGUGUCCUCGGCGGUAGGGAACCAUUACUGUUAAUGGUGAACGCACGGUUCAAAGGGAAUUGGGCACGCCCAUUCCAGAUGUCAAUAUCUACCUCCUCCUACCCAUAAACCCUUGCAUGUUUCACCCUAGUGUAAGUGACAAUGGAACAUCAAUGGAGAGCGAUGAAUGGUUUUCCCUUCCAGUGAGCGAAACUUCAACCUGUGGCUCAGAUCUGCAUUUUUGGGCCUUGCUGUCAUUUCUCCUGUUGGGGAAUGGCAUUGAUCUCACCUUUACCUACUGGACCACACUACAAGUGUGACGCCACUGCUCUGGACAAUGUUAAUACUGUAAACAAUGGCGUCAUGUUUGGCCAUGAGAGAAUUAAUUGUUGUAAUUCCCAAAUGAAUGAUGAAUAUGUUUGGGGGGGAUAAAGCAUCUGAAAUGUGAUUGGAGGCCUGUGAAGACUCAUUCUGAAGACUGAAGGUGGACCUUUCUACUGGUCCUUCCAUUUGUAUGUGUAGAUGUGAAACUAGCAUGGAUUGAAUAAGUAGUACCUGUGUGGUGUGAACAGGUGUGAGGGGAGGUUAGAUCUCCCUCUGCAGAACAAGUUGUUAUCGCUUCAGAAAAGCUCCACAAAUGAACCUUUCUGGAUUGUUUUCUCGAUCUUGUGUCAGUGUGAUCUGUCACGUAUCUACUAUCCCCUUUGAUUAAACUACUUAAAUGUGCUAUUUGCUUUUUUUAGUGAUGAACAAAGUUUGGAUGGCUGACUGCUUUUAAAUAAGGAAUUUGUUGAAGGCCCACUAAUGCAUGUUUUAGACAUUGUUAUAAGUCAUACGGGACAUUCUUUUUUUAAAGCGACAAAAGGGAGACCACACACAGAUCUUUGAUCUAAAAGCGGUUUAAAGCUCCACAACUUCCAUUAGUAAACCCAGAAUGAGGCUGGUGCAGCAGGCCUGAGAGAGAGACUCCCAGAAGUGCUGCCUUUAAUGCCUUCUUGGAGGCUCCAAUCAGCAGGUGAAUGUCCUAGCUCCUCCCACCAGGAAGCCGGCCAGCAGAGUGGGAGGGUCGUCACACAGUGACAAAGCCACAGAGAAAUGUCUAACUAGAUUUCAUUGAUGUUUUCCGUCUGUCAGCUGGUGGGAGCAGCUGUUUUCAGUGAUAGUCUCUCUGCCCGGGCUCAGGGAGAGCCGAGCAGGUGAACACAUGGGAGCUUCUAGCAGCUAAGUCCCAUAUUGUUCUCCCAGUUCUGCUGCUGCCAGGUGGCCAACAAAAGAACUGAAUGCAGCUUUAAGAGAUGUGCUGGAAUAUAAAGCAGGUAGCUGGGUCAAAGGGUCCUCAGGUCCAGGUGCUAGAUCCUAAAGAGCAGUACUUCAGUGAGAGUCAUGAUGCCAACACUUCAGACGUACGCUAGCAGGUGAACUGUGGAUGAAGUUCUCCGUUGGUAUCCGUGUUCCCUGGUUGGGCUAGUGUUCUUCAGCAAUGUGGAACUCGUUGGACGGUGUUCAGGUGUAGAAGUCGUGGCCUCCAGCUUUAGGGGACACGCCCUUCACCAGGAGAGAUGUGACGUGUUCACUCAUGACUGCUGCUGCUCAUUUCUCAUUCACAUUGUGUCCAAUUUGACCAGCUUGUUUAGCCUUGUGUCCAAGUGAAAUGAAAUCGUAUUAAACAUAUCUAUAAAUGAUUUAACUUUAUUGGCUUUUUGGGAAUUUGAUUUGCAUAAUGGACGCUCAAUAAAAUAAAAAAGACGUCAUGUUCAGACAUGAGUCACAGGAAGCAUGAACAGUUGGCAGGCUUUUCCUUGUAGUCCAUGACCUUUCACCCAGACAACAACAAUCCAAAUCCACAAUAUUGCCACAUACUCUCAUAUCCUUAGUCUAUAAUACUAUGAAAGAUAAAAGGAUCACAGACCUGCAGUCCGUGUUUGAGGCUGCGGAUGCUGGAUUGUGUCCUCGGGAGCUGACUGCUGUGGUUCCAUCUGUCUGGCUCUGCUCUUGAUGUUUGAGGAAACUUAAACUGAUGUCUUCUCCUCUCGCUGAUCUGGAUGUGAAGUCCUUAUUAUUGUGUAGAAGGGAUGAGAUAUACUGCAGAUCACAAGAUGCCACACAACAGGGUGUAGUUUGAGGUCAUAACGUCGUCUUUGAAAUGUCAGAAACCAUUUUGUUAAGUAGUAAACCUUUUAUUAAGUAUCUGCAGUGUCCAUUUCUUUGUCUUACUGUUUUACAUACACCUCUUUUUCAUAUGAAGAUGUGAUUUUUAGUUGACGUACUGCAUACACAUCUUUAGUAUUAAAGUAUUAAAUGCUUCCGGAAUUGUUUUUCCAAUGCAAGGUUGUUUCAAUAUGGAAUUAAUCUAAUAUUUAGUUACAUUUUAAUUUAGUUUUAUAGUGCACAUAUAAAAUGCAAUCAUUAAAAAUCAAUGUAUUAAUUGAUUAUAGUUGUUUCCAUUGACACUCAAGACUCCAUAUACAUGAGUUCGGUUAAGGAAAGGUGCUUGAACACAUGAAAAGAUGUCAGUGCGCACACACACACACACACACACACACACACUCACACGCUCAAGUGCUCUUUGAAGCUGGUCAGCCGAACGGAGCAGCAUCAUUUCUGACGUCAUGAUUCAGCAACAUGCUCGUUGUCCACGGCGAUAUGAUUUCCUCCGAAUGUAAGCCACAUAAAAGCACAUCCAGGGCUCGACUCUUUCAACCCUUUUCUACGGAGCUCACCUCUCAUGUGUCUGUUGGGCUUUGAGAUGCCCCACAGCAUAAUAAUAAUAACAAUAACAAUGCAUUUUAUUUAUAAAGCACUUCGUCAUCGUGUCGUCUGAAACUCUGACGGCUGGCUUUCUGAACAAAGGGAAGAUUACACGUUUGCUUCUGCAACAAUUCUUAGUGAUUGUUGUGUUUUCAUUUUCAUAUGUACGUUCUCUUGGAGGAGGUUUCUUAGUCUUUAAUGUCAUUUUGUUGUACCUUGUCUGAUUUGUUUGUGAGCUAUAUUUGUAAAUACAAUAACAUGAUUAUUAAAGUUUUGUAUACAGUAAAA